AUGACCGAUUUCCGAGGACGACACAGUCAUCAUCCAGGCUCAUCUAGUGGUACUGCCGGGUCUUUCAUGGACCCCGCUAUGGACAUUAUACAUGAUGUUUUUCCAUCUUGCCCAAGAUAUGAAGAAACAAAUUAUGAUACCACUAAUAACACCACUGAUUACGAAAAGUAUAACAGACUCCUAGUGCAAGCCCACACCACAUUGUAUCCUGGGAGUGAUAAGACUGUUUUGGGUGUCAUCUUAUCACUGAUGCAAUUCAAAGUGAAGAAUAGAUUGUCCAACACGGGUUUUGAUGAGAUUUUGGCUCUUAUUAAGGACAUGCUUCCUGUUGGAAAUAACCUUCCUGAUUGUUAUUAUAAGGUGCGCAGGAUACUAAAUGACCUCGGCCUCGGUUAUAAGAAAAUUCAUGCCUGCAAGAAUAACUGCAUUUUGUUUUAUGGAGAUGAUAACAAAUUCCUUGAUAUAUGUCCCGUGUGCAAGGAAUCAAGGUAUAAACCAUCUCCUUCAUCGAAGGGGAAAAAUGUUCCUUGGAAGGUGCUUCGUUAUUUCCCGUUAAUUCCUAGAUUGAAGCGUCUCUACAUGUCUUCACGCACUGCAAAGAAGAUGAGAUGGCAUGGGAGAAAGAGGACAGAUGAUGACACUCUCAGGCAUCCUGCAGAUGGCGAGGCUUGGAAAUCCUUUGACAGAUUGUUUCCCGAUUUUGCAGCAGACUUUCGAAAUGUAAGACUUGGACUUGCAACAGACGGGUUCAAUCCUUUUGGAAAUAUGAGCUUGUCACAUAGUACUUGGCCUGUUAUUGUUUUCCCGUAUAACCUGCCUCCUGAGAUGUGUAUGAAGAAGGAGUAUAACAUGCUGACGUUGUUAAUUCCAGGUCCGCAAUCUCCAGGAAAGUGUCUCGAUGUGUAUAUGAGACCAUUGAUUGAUGAGUUGAAUGAAUUAUGGGAAUAUGGAGUAUCCACUUUUGACAGGUAUAGUCAAACUUUCUUCAAGAUGAGAGCAGUAGUGAUGUGGACCAUUAGCGAUUUUCCUGCUUACGGUAUGUUGUCGUCUCAUGUCACUAAAGGGUAUAAGGCUUGUCCAGUGUGCGGUGAUGACAUACAUUCUAGUUGGCAUGCUGGAAAGGUAUGCUACUUGGGAAGCCGUCGAUCGCUUGAUGAGGAUCACGAAUGGCGACAAGAUGCAGAAAAUUUUGAUGGCUCACAAGAGUUUCUUCCGAAACCACGGGAGUGGUCUGGUGAUCAAAUUUUAGAGUACUUGAAUGGUAUUGAUUUCGGACAGAAGAGUAGUGAUCCGAAAGUAGUGGCCAACAACCCAAAACAACCAGAUGAGAGCGGGAACUGGACGGGGAAAAGUAUAUUCUUUGAACUACCUUAUUGGUCGAAAUUGAGAAUUAGGCAUAACCUAGAUGUCAUGCACAUAGAAAAGAAUGUAUGUGAUAGUGUGUUGGGAACAAUUCUCAAUAUUAAGGAAAAGACUAAAGACACCAUCAAAGAGCGGUUGGAUCUUGAGCAUAUGAAAAUACGCCCGCAUUUAUGGCUAACACAAGAUGGAUCAACCCUGAAAAUGCCUCUUGCACCUUAUUGUGUUAAGCCCACUUUGAAAAAAAAUGUAUUCAGCUGGUUUCAUGGUGUUUCUUAUCCACAUGGGUAUGCAGGAAAUAUAUCUCGAUGUGUAAAAGUGGCAGAGAAUAAGAUACUUGGAUUGAAGAGUCAUGAUUGUCAUGUAUUGCUGCAACGUCUUCUACCGGUGGUUAUUCGACCCUAUUUGCAUCCUGAUGUGGUGGAGGUCUUAGUAGCUUUGUCGAGGUUCUUUCAGAAGUUAUGUACUAGAGAACUUAAGAAGUCAGAUGUCCUUAGAAUGAAAGAAGAAAUUGUCUUCAUUUUGUGCAAGAUGGAGAGGAUUUUCUCGCCCGCUUUCUUUGACAUCAUGAUUCACCUAAUUGAAAGGCAACUCGGGGGCUACAAGAAAUAUGUUAGAAAUAGAAGUAACCCAGAAGGGUCAAUUGCCGAGGCAUACCUUGCACAUGAGUGUGUAACCUACUGCAACUCAUAUAUCUUUAAUAAGGACGACGACACCGUAGUUGAUAACACAACUGAUGCAACAAAUGCACCUCAGUUUAAUCUCUCGGUUGUUUCAGAACUCGUGAAGCCAUUCGGAAACGUACCAUAUACAGAGAGAUUAACUAAUGUAGAACUCAUUGAGGCUCAUUGGUAUGUUCUGCAAAACUGUGCAGAAGUCAAUGAGUACAGGGAGUAUCAUCUGGACCAUAUUACAGAUGCAUAUCCUAACAGGCAUGAAGAAAGACAUAAAAAAGAGUUUCCUAAUUAUUUCCUAGAAUGGAUGUUUACUCUGCAACAACGAGGUGAUGCGCGUUACAACCCAGAAUUGCACAAUUUGGCAUGUAAACCGCAAGCUCAUCAUGUAAGUGCGGCAUGUUUUGUCAACAGUGUCAAGUUUGUGACAUUACAACGAGAUGAAGGACGAAAGACCCAAAAUUACGGGGUCAUGGCACAGGGGGAAAGCGAUCAACCUUACUACAGGGUGUUGCUCACUGUCGUUGAACUAUUAUAUGGGAAUCGUAUGCCAAUUGUGUUGUUUAAGUGUAAAUGGUUCAUCACUGACCCAAACGUUUCGACGAGUACGAAGAUGGAUCAUGGAUUGUUAUCAGUAAAUACAAACACAAGUUGGUAUGAGAAUGAUCCGUUUAUUCUUGCUACUCAAGCUAAACAAGUGUUUUAUCUUGAUGAUCCGAAUGGAGGUGCAGGUUGGAAAGUGGUUAACGUGAUGUCACAUAGAAACAUAUACUCUGCCGCUACACUUGGACUCGGUGUAGAACGAGAUGAUCAUCAUGAGGUUGAUGAACCGUAUCAAGAGGAAUCAACUUCAGAGAUUCCUGACACAGAGGAUAUACGCAUCAACAACGACGUAUAUUUUGAACAAGGAGAGCUUGAGCCAAUUUCUGAACUUGAAAUUGAAUUGGCUUUCGCAUCACAAGUCCCACCGACAGAGGACUUCAUUGAUGAUCAAUAUGAGGAUUCAGAUGCAAGCCAAGAAGAUGAUGAUGUAGAAGAUGAUGAUUCUGAUGAUGAAGACUAUGAUGAUAGCGAUUAA
Molecule: messenger RNA, 3111 nt
Organism: Fragaria vesca subsp. vesca
Lineage: Eukaryota; Viridiplantae; Streptophyta; Magnoliopsida; Rosales; Rosaceae
Exons: 3
Coding region: 1-3111 (1036 amino acids)
Source: RefSeq, a predicted model, not a curated record